AUGCCGCUUUUUACUGAUCCGGAUCGCCGACAGGAGAGCCGAUGGUCCGGGGAUCACGACCUUGAAUCACCUGCCCCAGGGUCUCCUCUGACCCCGGCAGGCAGGUUCAGCCACGGCCAGAGAGAGAGCCCGGUGGUAGCAGAAACAGCGGCGGCACCGAUCCAGCCGACGACAUUGAAUCCGCUCAAGCUGUGGACAAAUGAACGCGAGGAACUCAUUCAUCGAAUUAAGGAGUCGUCGCCUUGGAGGCUGCAGCGUGGGUCACCAGAGGUCUCACACAACAGUGGGAUGCCGCAUAAUUCGACCGAGUUAAAGACUGUGGAGGAGCAAGCGCCUGAAUGGCAACACCCAAAGGUAUCAGAGGAACUGGAAUCCCCGGCCGACAUCCAGAGACCCCGCUCUGCGUUGCAUUCGGGCGACUUCAGCGAAGGCGCCACACCAGAUCCUCCACAGUCCCCUCAGGCUCUCUUCGCUGAGCGAAGAAAAGCAUCUCCUUUCCCUCUCCUCGGCACCUCCCCGACUACUCCAUGGUUUGGCCCGCCGGCUUUUCCGACACCGUUGCGCAGGCCAAAUGCGCUUGGUGAUUGCCACGAAGGGAGAGUAGCAGUGGAAACUCGCUCCAGAGCACCAUCUAUGGGAUCGUUCUCGUCAAGUUACGUUCUCAAAACUCCGACGAGUCCUCUGGUCCACCAGGCCAACAACACCGACCUGGACUUCUCCCCACAGGUUGAUGUCGUGGAAGUUCCUGGGCCUUCUGAUAGGACGAAUCGCCGCCGAACGCUGCCCCCGGAGACCUUUCGACAUCUGGAAUCGUCGCCUCCGGCUUCACGGGUCGUCAAUCCUCGCGGCCCCUGUCCGCCCGGAAGACGGGAAGAUCUCUUCCCUCUCCAGCCUAGUUCUCCUCGUCGGUCAUUGACUUCGGCAUACAGUCUUCAACUUGCAUCACCGGGGCAGAACCCCAUCUCGCGUGCGAGAAGGCCAUCUCUCACCUCGGAUAUCUCCGCCAAACCCCAUGCCCCGCUGGUGGGGUCAUAUGAGGAAUCGAUUCUUCGGGGGCGCAUGUCAAUGAACCCUUCCAAACCGCUGGAUUUCACAGCCCAAAUUGGCGUGCUGGGCAAAGGCAAAUGCAAAGCCCAUUUGAAGUGUCCGCCGCAUGUGACUGUGCCUUUCCCCGCCGUUUUCUAUAGCUAUCCGACCUCGGGAAGCGGGCGCUCUAUCUCGGACGACAACCCAAGUCCGUACGUUGGGCAGAUCGAUCUAGAGAACUCUCUACCCAGAGAUGAGUUGAAUACAACCCGGCGUCGUAAACGACGCGCCAGUCCAGCCACAGUUCGCAAAGACCAUGCCGCAGAAGACGUGAGCACUCGAAUCCUCAAUGCAGACACGAUCCGUCGUCGGGGAAAGAAGAGCCGCCGCGCGGAGUCGCCCAAGCGUCCUCCGGGAGGGUGCUACCGGAUCCCGCAGCAGGGCCAACUGCAGAUCAUGAUCAAGAACCCGCACAAGACCGCCGUCAAAUUGUUCCUCGUCCCAUACGAUCUGAGCGACAUGGAGCCCGGAACCAAGACAUUCAUCCGGCAGCGAAGCUACUCGGCGGGGCCGAUCCUUGAUAUGCCGCUGAAUGCCCGAAAGAACUUCGGCACUGACCGUCCAGAAGCAUCAUUGAAUAUCUCCGAAGACCCGAAGGAUAAACCUGUCCUGCGAUAUCUCGUCCAUCUGAACGUCUGCUGCCCCGCGCGCGGUCGCUUCUUCCUCCAUUCGAGCAUUCGUGUGGUCUUCGCAAACCGAGUCCCCGACGGCAAGGAGAGCCUGCGCAAUGAGAUUCAACUGCCGGAACCCCGCUAUAGUCCAUACAAACCUUCUCGAGACUCUACGCUCCUUGGGUCCGUCGGUGCUCGUACGGCGAUUGAAAAUGCCUCCCGCAGACGGAGUGCCGGCCAUGGAACAAUCCCACCCCUUCUUCGUCCGCAUGUCUCCUCGCCAAGUGAUCCCCCGCCGCAGUGGGAUGUACCGGGUUCCGCGCACUUCGCGCAGAACAAUCCCAAGUCCUCCGAUGGUAAUAUGUAUAGCAAACUCAAUAAAGGGGAUGUCGGGUACGGAGGCUAUCCCUUCCCAGCGUUGGGCGAAGGUUCUGAAAUCCCUGAGAGUUUACUUGCCAAACGGCUUCGAGGCUUAGAUGUGCACAAGCACGAUCUGGAGCGUCAGGGCCAGGGCACGAAGCCGAGUACAUCUACUCGGUAA
Molecule: messenger RNA, 2238 nt
Organism: Penicillium lagena
Lineage: Eukaryota; Fungi; Ascomycota; Eurotiomycetes; Eurotiales; Aspergillaceae
Exons: 2
Coding region: 1-2238 (745 amino acids)
Source: RefSeq, a predicted model, not a curated record